ACAGAGAGAGAGAGAGAGAGAGAGAGACAGAGAGAGGGAGAGAGAGAGAGAGAGAGAGAGAGAGCUUUAACACAUUCCUACAGGACUAACACAAAGCAGCAGCAGCAGCAAAGCAGAAUGGAGCCAGAGGAGAAAAAACCCAAAUACGGCGACUCCCGGACGUUUGACCCUAAUUUUAAAGGGCCCAUUCACAACAGGAGCUGUACUGAUGUUCUCUGCUGUCUGCUCUUCAUUCUGGCCCUACUGGCUUAUUUUGCAGUGGGACUUCUGGCCUGGUCUCAGGGUGACCCGCGCAAGGUGAUUUACCCCACAGACAGUAGGGGGCAGUUCUGUGGUCAGAUCGGGACCCCACUGGAGAAGAAGCCUCUGCUGUUUUAUUUUAACAUUAUGAAGUGUGCCAGUCCACUAGUGUUGCUGGAAUUCCAGUGCCCCACCACACAGAUCUGUGUGGAGAAAUGUCCAGAGCGGUUCCUGACUCUGAAGAAGGCUAUACUGAACAAAGAACACAUGCAGUACUUCUCACAGUUCUGUAAGGAGGGAGUGGACACCACAAUGAUGGCUACUGAACUCCUGAGAGAUGGAAUGUGUCCGUCUGUGAUCAUUCCCAGCCGGCCUUUUACGCGCAGGUGUUUGCCAGCCCUGGAGACGAAGAAGGGGGGCGUCGUUGUCAUUGGUAAUGAAACAACCUUCACUUCUGGAGAUGUCAACUUAAACGCUACCGACCUGCUGGAAGCAACAAAGAAGUCCAACAUCGUUGUAGAAGCUCGGCAGGUGGCCAUGAGGAUCUUUGAGGAUUACACACAGUCCUGGCACUGGAUCCUGCUUGGAUUAGUAAUUGCCAUGGUGCUCAGUCUGCUCUUCAUCAUUCUUCUGCGUUUUCUGGCUGGGGUCAUGGUCUGGGUGAUGAUCAUCUUGGUCAUCCUCGUUAUUGGUUACGGCAUCUUCCACUGUUAUAUGCAGUACGCUGCUCUGAAAGGCCAGCCUGGAUCAGAUGUUACCAUAAAGGAUCUGGGGCUGCAGACAGAUUUCUCCAUCUACCUGCAGAUCCAGCAGACCUGGCUGGCCUUCAUGAUUAUCCUGUGCAUUGUUGAAGUGGUCAUCCUCCUCCUCCUCAUCUUCCUAAGGAAGAGAAUCCUCAUCGCCAUCGCUCUCAUUAAAGAGGCUAGCAAGGCGGUGGGUCAUGUGAUGUCGUCACUGUUCUACCCUGUGCUGACCUUUGCGCUCGUGUCUGUGGUGAUCGCGUACUGGGCCGUCACCGCUGUCUUCCUGUCCACCUCCAGUGAGCCAGUCUAUAAGGUUUUCAACACCACAGAGUGUGAAUACUCCAGACAGACCUGCAAACCCGAGACGUUCAACCGCACCAACAUCUCCGCGCAGUGUCCAGAUGCGGAAUGUCUGUUUGCGUUCUAUGGCGGAGAGACGUACUACCACAAGUACCUGAUCUUGUUCCAGUUCUAUAACCUGUUCCUGUUCUUCUGGUGUGUGAACUUUGUGACGGCGCUGGGUCAGGUGACCCUGGCCGGGGCCUUCGCCUCCUACUACUGGGCCUUCAAGAAACCGGAUGAUAUCCCUGCGUUCCCCAUCUUCUCCUCGCUCGGACGGGCCCUCAGGUAUCAUACAGGCUCUUUAGCCUUUGGUUCUCUGAUCCUCUCCAUCAUUCAGGUGAUCAGGGUGAUCCUGGAGUAUCUGGAGCAGAAGCUAAAAGUUGCUGAAAACAGAGUUGCUAAGUUCUUCCUGACCUGUCUGAAGUGUUGCUUCUGGUGUUUGGAAAAAUGCAUCAGGUUCCUUAACAGAAACGCCUACAUCAUGAUCGCCAUUUAUGGUAAAAACUUCUGCACGUCUGCUAAGGACGCUUUCUUCCUCCUGAUGAGGAACAUUGUCCGGGUGGCCGUGCUGGACAAAGUGACGGACUUCCUGUUGUUUCUGGGAAAGCUGUUGAUAGUGGGGAUUGUGGGAGUCUGCUCUUUCUUCUUCUUCACGAGGAAGAUAAAGGCUGUGGAGGAAGCGGCUCCGUCACUGAACUACUACUGGGUUCCCCUCCUGACGGUGGUGUUUGGCACCUAUCUCAUCGCCCAUGGCUUCUUCAGCGUCUACGCCAUGUGUGUGGACACUCUGUUCCUGUGCUUCUGCGAGGACCUGGAGAGGAACGACGGCUCCCCUGAACGGCCGUAUUUCAUGUCUCCUGAGCUGCAUGAGAUCCUGUCCACGAGCAAAGCAGCAGAGGAGGUUGAUCAUGCAGUGACAGAGCAGGAGGAGGCGGUGCUGCUUCAGGAGAAUGGCGAAGUCCAUCUGAAGCAGCAGGACGUUCUCAAACAGGAGAACGAAGAAGAGACGGCGCUGACGCAGGAGCCGCCACAGGAGGAGGCCGCAGAGCCUAAUGCGCUGGAAGUGCAGGAGGAGAAGGCUGAAGAACAGGAGGUACAGCAGGAAGCAGCGCUGUCGCUGGAGAGCCCGCGGGAAACAGUGCAUCAGAAUGGUCCUCAGGAGGCUGAUGGGAAAGAGAUGGAGGAACCAGAACAAGAACAUCAGCAGCAGCAGCAGCAGCAACAGGAGGAGCCACAGCCAGAGCUCCAGCAGUCAGCACCCGAAGUGGAGGAAGCGAAGCCACAAGAGAACGGCCCCCAGGAAAGCGAGGCUCCACUAACACCUCAGGACUAACGCUUAUGCUAGCAGGCCACUCAGUCAGUCCAGUCUAGCACAGCAGAACCUCACAGCUGGAACCUGGUUUACUGCAAGCGACACUUUUGCAAAAAAAUCUAAUUUACAACUAAUACAGUCGAUCAGCCAAGACGUAUUUAUUUCUCCUUGUGGUUAGCACUGGAGCUUUGCAGCUAAGGUAGCUAACAAGUAAUAGAACACCAUUUAUUAUGGUGCUAACUGCAUACUUACAUUAGUUGUCCAAUUCAUCAUUUGUCCAUUUUUUACAGUACGUCGUACAUUGUCAGAAACCACAAGUCUUUUUGAGAUAUCAUGCUGUAAAAAAGUUCCACACAAGCCAUAAUGCAUCUGAUACCAGACCAUAAUGUGUAGACGUGUCUGUACAGAAUGAAUCUAUAGUUUAGCCUGGUGUGAAAUUGCUCAGUUUAAUCAGAACUGAAAAAAGCAGACAAUAUGUAGAGAGAACUGUCUCUCAGUAAUGUCUGAGUCUGUCAGGCAUUAGGGGGUUCCUCCAAGCCAGUCCAGAAUGAAUGUGUUUAUAAGGAGCUUUUGUGCCACAUCACAGAUUUUAAUUCUUAAUCAUUUUUAACACAGAACAAUGCACUAAUCUACACAGAACAUCAUACAAUCUUUCAACAUUGCUGCUAUAUUUCCAAUAUAAGACUUUAUGUACAUUAAUGACAUCAGUGAGAGCAGACAGCUUCACGUAGCUUACCAGCCAAUCAGCACACAGUGGCAGUAAAGCUAACCAAUCAGUAACAUUAACGCUAACUAAUCAGCAAUCAGUAACAUUACACUGUGUGCACAAUUAUUAGGCAAGUCUUAUUUUUGAGGAUUAUUUUUAUUAAUGAGCAGCUACAGCGCUCUCGAUUAAUCCAAAAUGUUAAUAAACCUCAAACAUGAAUGUUUAAGAAAGUAAAAGUGAAGUUUGGCUUUCUAAGGUGAAUAUCUAUAUGUGCACAUUUAUUGGGAAACUAUAAUAGUGCAGAAUUAUUA
Molecule: messenger RNA, 3654 nt
Organism: Pygocentrus nattereri (red-bellied piranha)
Lineage: Eukaryota; Metazoa; Chordata; Actinopteri; Characiformes; Serrasalmidae
Gene: slc44a2
Product: solute carrier family 44 member 2
Exons: 22
Coding region: 118-2658 (846 amino acids)
Biological process (GO): transmembrane transport; choline transport
Cellular component (GO): membrane
Molecular function (GO): choline transmembrane transporter activity
Source: RefSeq, a predicted model, not a curated record